Messenger RNA from Dalotia coriaria, 1114 nucleotides. It is a transcript of the gene Yeti, whose product is annotated as yeti. The record is from RefSeq and is a predicted model, not a curated record. Gene Ontology annotation, cellular component: Swr1 complex. NCBI's taxonomy places the organism in Eukaryota, Metazoa, Arthropoda, Insecta, Coleoptera, Staphylinidae. Bases 167 to 1024 code for a protein of 285 amino acids. The transcript is spliced from 2 exons.
GCGACGAUAUUUUAUUUCUACUGCACGUUGCUGGCUCGCGGAAUCUGCGUCGCCGCUGAUUUUACGUAUUGCGGGGUUCAUUGUUUCGUGAUUGUUGUGCCCAGCGUGCCGGUCGUGCCGGCUUUUGACUUCUUGACUAGGCAACGAACGAACAAAGAGCUUCAUAAUGAACAACGUUGAUUUCGAUGAAGACAGCGAUUCCAGUGACGAAGAUUAUGUCCCUGGAGCAGGCGCAGCUUCUGGUGACAUUCCCUCUGAAGUAGACUCUGAUGGUGAUGCAGAAGAUCCUCUCUCUGAUGCGGAGGAAACGGGUGAUACCAAGAGGACAAAACGCCGGAAAACAAGCAAGAAAAAAAGCGCUAAAAAUGGAGAUACUUCUGAAACAAAUGAUAAGACUUUAACUGAAGAAACUGCAAAUAAAACAACAGAGGAAGUCCAAGAAGAAAAGAAGAAACAUGCUGAUGAUCUCUGGGCAAGCUUUAAAAGAGAUACUGGAUUUAAAAAGAAGUCUACAGUAACAGAUUCUAAUUCAAAAAAUACUUCUACUAAUACUAGUAAUUCAACCACCACAACUAAACCUCAAGAAGUUUCUAAACCAAAACAACCUGAUACUGUAAAAAUUACUCAAAUAUUUGAAUUUGCUGGUGAGCAAGUCAAAGUGGAGAAGGAAGUAAAAGCUGAUUCUGCUGAAGCAAGACUGAGCUUACCAAACAGCACUGCUUCAGCAUCCACUCCACCUCAACUAGGACCUAAAAGAAAAUCAGUUGGUUUGGGUGGAAUUGGUUCAGUAUUAAGUCAAAUAAACAAAAAGCAAAAACUCAGUGUAUUGGAAAAGACAAAGUUAGAUUGGAAUCAGUAUAAACAAAAAGAGCAGAUAGAAGAUGAGUUAGAGUCUUACAAAAAAGGAAAAGACGGCUACUUGGAGAAGCAGGACUUUUUGCAGAGAGCUGAUUUGAGACAGUUUGAAAUUGAAAAGGAAGUUAGAGCAGUAGAAAGGAGCAAGAGGAUGAAUAAUGCUCCAUGAAUUAAAUAAGCCAUCCUAAGUAAUUUUACUUUAACUAAAUUUAUUGUGACAAUGAUGAUUUUCAUUCCAACAAAGUAUUUUAAUUUAUCA